Messenger RNA from Ceratitis capitata (Mediterranean fruit fly), 1890 nucleotides. It is a transcript of the gene Clic, whose product is annotated as chloride intracellular channel exc-4. Gene Ontology annotation, molecular function: DNA binding; chloride channel activity. Gene Ontology annotation, cellular component: apical plasma membrane; cytoplasm. The transcript has 3 exons. The record is from RefSeq and is a predicted model, not a curated record. Gene Ontology annotation, biological process: chloride transport. The coding region runs from base 136 to 1644 and encodes 502 amino acids. NCBI's taxonomy places the organism in Eukaryota, Metazoa, Arthropoda, Insecta, Diptera, Tephritidae.
GACUAUAGAUAUCACCCGAUUGAAAGUGCAUAUUAGCAAUUUCCCGAUAACUAAACUUUAUUUCGCUUGCUGAAAAAAAAUCACUCUCUCUCUGUUAGUGCGAAAAUUGUUCACAGAAGUUUAAAAAAUGCAACCAUGUAUUGCAAUUGCUUGAAGCCCGUUUCGUCAGUAUUUUGUGAAUUGACGAAAGGAAAGUGUUUAGUUGCGGCUACGUUUGUAUUGCGUUUAGUUAGUGCGAAUUUCAUACAUACGUCACGCGUAUUCAAGAUGUCGGAAGUUGAAAACAACCAAGAAACCAACGGGACGAGUAAUGGAGAUGUGCCUGAAAUUGAAUUAAUAAUUAAGGAAGAAUUUUUGCUUGAAAAUGAGGUUUUGGGAAAUGCGUACGAAAGUGGCGGAGUCAACACAAUGAUAAAUUCAAUCGAAGAAAGUUUACAUGAUCUAGAUGAAAAAGAGAACAUCGUUUACACGACUUUAAAAGUAAAACAGGAACAAAAACCGCGGCCCCAUCUUAUAAACGAGGACAGAAGAACUAUAUGCUGGGAUAAAGCGUCCACUUCACGUAAAAACGUUUCAGCGAAACGUCAUAGUGAGCUUGCCGACGAUGUUGGUCAACUUCUUACUCUUACCCAUUAUGACAAUCAACACUUUCACUUCGAAUAUGUAACACCGAAAGAAGGCGACCACCAGGGACUUACUUCCUCCGGAUCACACAUAACGUCCACGCAGUUAUGCGAUAAGUCGCAUAUGGAAAAUAAUAAUCUUAAUAAUAGAGUUCCAUUGUCGCAAAAACAUAUUGAGGAAGAAGUGACAAUUAAAGGUGAACAAUUAAGAGAAAAUAGCAAUUUAGACUUCGCCGCAAUGGUAGCUGAGGCCUGUGAAGGUAUAUAUGAUGAAAUAGUAAACGACCUGCGCUCAUACAGCAACAUCAGUGAUACUACUAGCUGUCAUGAAGGAAAUGUAGAGUUUUCUGAAUCUGCCGCAAAUAACGCGACGAAAAAGCGAAAGAAACGGCAACAUAACACCGAAGCGGUACAGCUCGCUACAAAGGCUGUAUUGGAAGGUCAAAUGAGUCUGGGAAAAGCCGCUACAUGUUUUAAUGUAGUGCGUUCAACGAUCGCUUCCCGUGUGGCUAAACAUCCCAAACGUAAAAGAGGAAAAGCGAAUAAGGAACUACAAGAGCUAAUUUACAGUAAACUAAAGGCCGGCAUACAAAUAUCAGAAAUAUCACGGUCUUUGCACGUACCCAAAUCUACGGUUCACUUACAUAAAACAAGACUGAAGAAUCAAGGUCUAUUGCCAUCUGUAUGGAUACGGAACGGUAGUAAGGAUAUGGUCGAUCACGGAGUUCAAGAGCGGUUAAUGCAGGCAUAUCGUGGUCAUACAGUUAACGGAAUGUCAGUACGCUUCGCUGCUGAAUUCUAUUCUUUGCCACUUACUACCUUAUGGCGUUAUGUUAAGCGAAAAAAAAAUGCCGCCUCAUUAAAUGUUGUAGACGGUGUCGAUAGCAAUCAACAUCAUUCAGAAGAAUACUCUGAUGAAGAAUCCGCUUCAGAUACUGGUGAAGGAUUGGAACAUGACGAAAAGCCAAAGACGCGAGAAGAAACAGUGGAACAGGAGCUAAUAAACCAACUUUUAGAAUAACGUUCAUUUUAUUGUUUGUUAGAUAUCAAAGAUUGCGUUACUGUUAAAGAAAAAUUUGAAAUAAGACUUUUAAUAGAAAAUAGUAAACAAUUAAAUACCUGGUAAUUUAAUUUAUAUACAGAAGUUUGAGUUCCAAAAUUCUUUGUAGCAAAGUUCAUUCGUUAGGUGGCUGCAUCUUUUAUGAAGGAGUUAUGCAUUUGUGAAAAAUUGUUAAAAAACGUGUCAAAAUAAAUAUUUCGAAGUGAA